AUGUCACUUGACAUUCAAAGGGGUUUCANAGGUACUCUUGGAGGUAACGGUGUUGGAGACGGAGAUGGUGGAUAUUGGGUUACGCCAAGAGGAAAUGGUGACGAAGAUGGCGGCAACAAGGGUGGAUAUUUCGGCAGGCUAGGAGGCAACGGUGUUGGAGAUGGCGAUGGUGGAGAUUUGGGUAGGUUAGGAGAUGAUGGUGAUGGAGAAGGUGAGGAUGAGGGUGAAGUGUUUAAUGGGUUAAUAGGCAACAGCGAUGGAGAUGGUGAGCGUGGAGAUGGGGAUACUCCUGGAGGCAAUGGUUGGGUUGUGCCACGAGGUGUUGGUGAUGGAGAUGGAGAUGGUGAGGGUGGAGAUUUGGGUAGAUUAGAAGGCGGUUGUGAUGGAACUGGUGAUGGCAAGGGUGAAGAUUUUGGUGGGUUAGGAGGUAUUGAUGAUGGAGAUGGUGGAGAUUGUGAUACACCAAGAGGUGAUGGUGAUGGGGAUGGUGACGGCGAAGGUGGAGAUUUAGGNUAA
Ilex paraguariensis (yerba mate) is the source of this 516-nucleotide messenger RNA. The record is from the annotation of a GenBank genome assembly. NCBI's taxonomy places the organism in Eukaryota, Viridiplantae, Streptophyta, Magnoliopsida, Aquifoliales, Aquifoliaceae.